AUGAAAGGUGUGAGCAGAUUUGGUCAGGUAAGCAAGCUUAGUCCAAGGUAUGUUGGACCAUUUGAGAUUUUGGAAAGAAUUGGAAAAGCUGCUUACAAGUUAUUACUUUCUGAAUCUAUGCCUGAUGUGCAUAAUGUGUUUCAUGUAUCCACUCUGAGGAAGUGGGUAUCCGACUCUGGGAAGAAGAUAUCUACUAACGAGGUUGAGAUUCAGGAGAAUCUGGCGUACAAGGAAGAGCCAGAGUUGAUUUUGGCGUACGACGUCCGGAAGUUAAGAAAUAAAGAGAUUCUGAUGGUUAAAGUCCCGUGGAAGCACCGGACUGCACGAGAAGCAACUUGGAUGAUCCCAAGUAUUGCCCGUACCACAGGAUGCUUAGUCACCCUCUUGAGGACUGCGUUGUGUUCAAAGAUUGUCUUGAGAGGAACUACACCCAAG
Dendrobium catenatum is the source of this 435-nucleotide messenger RNA. RefSeq lists its product as uncharacterized. The transcript has a single exon. The annotation marks the transcript as partial. NCBI's taxonomy places the organism in Eukaryota, Viridiplantae, Streptophyta, Magnoliopsida, Asparagales, Orchidaceae. The record is from RefSeq and is a predicted model, not a curated record.